AUGCUCACCGUCCACAGUUGCAGCAAAAAACAAAUAGCAUUGAGCGCAACAGCCUGCAUACUGAUGUUCUCCCUGCUCCUCUUCAUUUUUUGUUCACUUCAGACCAUAUUCCUCAACGACAAACCUUUCGUCAUCGCCACAGCAUCUUCUAGAUCAUUGCAUGAGAUCGACUCCAAUUCAAAGCCUAUUAACGGGCUUCAAAUUUUUUCAUUGGAGGUUAUUGCUAACCUGAGUGCCAGCAAGGUGGAAACUGGACAGCAGAUGGAAGGCGGCACUCAUAACAUUACCAACGUGACUGAGAAUGCGACAUCUGGGUGGAGCAUUGUGAAGGAGGAGCUGACGUUUUCAGCUGGAAGUGCACCUUUCAGUAGCUGCCAUGCUUCCACCAUUGUAGAGAUUGGGAAAGACAACUUUUUGGUGGCUUAUUUUGGUGGAUCCAAGGAAGGUGCUCCGGAUGUCAAAAUCUGGUUGCAGAGAUACAGUGAUGGUCACUGGCAUCCUCCAGAAGUUGCUGAUGAGCAAGAUGGGGUGCCCAUGUGGAAUCCUGUACUAUUUCAGCUCCCCUCUCAUGAGCUGCUGCUCUUCUACAAGAUUGGUCAGGAAGUUCAGAAGUGGAGUGGUGCCAUGAAAAGAUCGCUGGAUGGCGGCAUAUCCUGGUCAGAGAGAGAGCAGCUACCGCCUGGUAUUCUUGGCCCUAUUAAGAACAAGCCUUUCCUGCUUGAAGAUGGUCGCCUACUAUGUGGGUCCUCAGUAGAAAGCUGGAACUCUUGGGGUGCAUGGCUGGAGGUCACAAAAGAUGGUGGCAGGACAUGGCGGAAGCACGGUCCUAUAUACAUAGAAGGUGAAACACUUGGGGUGAUUCAGCCAGUUCCAUACCAAACUGCCAAUGGGACAAUUCGGAUGCUUUUGCGAUCUUUUGAGACAAUUGGCCGUGUCUGCCUGGCCGAUUCUGCCGAUGGUGGUGUGACAUGGAGUUACGCGCAUAAGACUGAGCUUCCUAAUCCAAAUUCUGGGAUCGAUGGAGUUAAGAUGAAGGAUGGAAGAGUACUAGUUGCUUACAACACUUUCUCCAGGGGCACACUUAAGAUUGCAGUCUCCAUGGAUGACGGUGAUUCAUGGAACGAAGUAAUGACACUAGAGGACACCAAAGGUAUGGAGUUCUCAUAUCCUGCGGUAAUCCAGACCAUGGAUGAGCUCGUACAUAUUACAUACACAUACAACCGGACGCAGAUUAAGCAUGUCGUUCUUCGGCAUAGUGAGACAUGA
This is a messenger RNA of Triticum turgidum subsp. durum (durum wheat), 1266 nucleotides long. The record is from the annotation of a GenBank genome assembly. Lineage: Eukaryota; Viridiplantae; Streptophyta; Magnoliopsida; Poales; Poaceae.